Molecule: messenger RNA, 3713 nt
Organism: Grammomys surdaster
Lineage: Eukaryota; Metazoa; Chordata; Mammalia; Rodentia; Muridae
Gene: Rcbtb1
Product: RCC1 and BTB domain containing protein 1
Exons: 13
Coding region: 282-1877 (531 amino acids)
Molecular function (GO): protein binding
Source: RefSeq, a predicted model, not a curated record
AGGCGCGUUCCCGACUCUCCGGCGACGCGCACUCUGCACCCCCAGUUUCUGUCUUGCGGGAACUUCACCCAGGUGUGCGGCGAGCUGAGUAAAUGGCGUUGCCCGCGGCCUGCCUCUGAGGAGCCGCGCUGCCCGCCCUACCGGAGAGGAACAGCAAGCACGCAGGAAACGCUCUGGUUUUGAAGGUUACUAAAGAAUUUGACACAUUGGGGAAGUGAGUGGCCCAUUUCACUAAUGCAGAGAUGUUAGCUUAUGUAUAGGAAUCAUCCAAAGCCACAGUCAUGGUGGAUGUAGGAAAGUGGCCAAUCUUCACUCUGCUCUCACCCCAGGAAACUGGAUCUAUCAGGAAAGCAUGUGUCUUUGGUACCUCAGCCAACGAGGCAAUCUAUGUCACUGACAAUGAUGAGGUCUUCGUGUUUGGACUGAACUAUAGUAACUGUCUAGGAACUGGAGAUAACCAGAGCACUCUGGUACCCAAGAAACUAGAAGCUUUGUGUGGAAAAAAGAUCAAAAGCCUUAGUUAUGGGAGUGGCCCCCAUGUCCUCCUCAGCACUGAAGACGGAGUCGUCUAUGCCUGGGGCCAUAAUGGAUACAGCCAGCUGGGGAAUGGGACCACCAACCAAGGCAUUGCUCCUGUCCAAGUCUGUACUAACCUCUUGAUCAAGCAGGUGGUUGAGGUAGCUUGUGGUUCACAUCAUUCGAUGGCUUUAGCAGCUGAUGGAGAGUUAUUUGCUUGGGGUUAUAACAACUGUGGUCAGGUGGGAUCAGGAUCCACAGCAAAUCAGCCAACUCCUCGGAAAGUUACAAACUGUUUACAUACCAAGAGAGUGGUCAACAUUGCGUGUGGUCAGACCUCAUCCAUGGCUGUUCUGGACAGUGGUGAGGUGUAUGGCUGGGGCUACAAUGGCAAUGGACAGCUGGGCUUGGGAAACAAUGGCAACCAGUUGACCCCAGUGAGAGUGGCAGCUUUACACGGCAUGUGUGUGAACCAGAUUGUCUGCGGUUACGCACAUACACUAGCACUCACAGAUGAGGGCUUGCUCUAUGCCUGGGGAGCUAACACAUAUGGGCAGCUGGGAACUGGAAGUAAAAGUAACCUGCUGAGCCCAACACAAAUCAUGGUGGAAAAAGAAAGGGUUAUAGAGAUUGCAGCUUGUCACUCCACCCACACAUCUGCUGCCAAGACGCAGGGUGGCCAUGUAUACAUGUGGGGCCAGUGCCGGGGCCAGUCGGUGAUCCUGCCACACCUCACCCACUUCUCCUGCACUGAUGAUGUAUUUGCCUGCUUUGGCACCCCGGCUGUUUCAUGGCGCCUCCUGUCUGUCGAGCAUGAAGACUUUUUAACAGUUGCAGAGUCACUGAAGAAAGAAUUUGAUAGUCCAGAAACUGCUGAUCUAAAGUUUCGAAUUGAUGGAAAAUAUAUUCAUGUCCAUAAAGCUGUUUUGAAAAUCAGGUGUGAGCACUUUCGGUCCAUGUUCCAGUCCUAUUGGAAUGAGGACAUGAAGGAGGUGAUAGAGAUAGACCAGUUUUCUUACCCUGUGUACCGUGCCUUUCUCCAGUACCUCUACACAGACACAGUGGACCUGCCACCUGAGGAUGCUAUAGGCCUUUUGGACUUGGCGACAUCAUACUGUGAGAACAGACUGAAGAGGCUUUGUCAGCACAUCAUCAAGCGAGGAAUCACUGUGGAGAACGCAUUUUCAUUGUUCUCUGCUGCAGUCAGAUAUGACGCAGAGGAUUUAGAAGAAUUCUGCUUUAAGUUUUGCAUCAAUCAUUUGACAGAAGUUACCCAGACUGCGGCGUUCUGGCAAAUGGAUGGCCCCCUGCUAAAGGAGUUCAUUGCUAAAGCCAGUAAAUGUGGAGCCUUUAAGAACUGAAGCCAAGGUUGCUGGGCUAGGUGUGAGAGCUCUGGGGCACUGUGGGUGAGGUGAUUCUGCAGGUAAAAUCCCACGUCAGAGACAGUGCUCUGUAGGAAUAUAUGAAGGAGAUUUGGUUCUUGUCAGUCUGUUUUUUACAACUCUUGUUUCUAGAUAUGUAUAUUUUACAUGUGUUUUUCUUACAUUUGAUUGAACAUUGGGAAAGGAUGGAGGUUAACAUGCUUUUGUUCGUUUAAUUUUAUUGAGAAGACUUUUUGAACUUGGAUUAAGAAAGUCAGCAAAAAAAUCCCUGGACCUUUGGUCACAAUUGUUCCCACACGGCCUGCCCACUGCUCCCUGAUUGCUGCUCACAGUCACCAACCUCUGUGGGCACAUCAGCACUGUGGGGGGCUCUUAAGGAAUAUUCUGAAUAUGCAUUAAACCCACUUAAACAGUUAAGAAAUAUUUGGGUUCGCUGAGAUACUCUUAAGGCAUAGGCACCUAGGGGUGGAAAGAUGGCUCAGCAGGUAAAGGCUCUUAUCACUGAGCCUGAUGACUUCACUUCAGUCACCAGGAUCCACAUGGUGGUAGGAGUCAGCAGACUUCCAAGUUGUCCUCUUACCACAACACUUGUUCUAUGACCACAUAGCGGCACACAAUAAAGGAGAAGAAGAAAUCAAAGAUUUAGGUACCUAUAGAGAAGUAACUAGAAAUACCUGUGACAAGCUGAUGGUAAAAAAAGCUUUGUUUGGGAGAGGAGAGUGUUAUGGAAAUUAAAGGCUCCCCUGAUUACCCAACAGUGCUUCACUAGGGUUCUGUGUGAGACCAGGUUCCACACUACCCUCGUCUUCUCCCUAUAAUUACUCACAAACACACUCUACAUGGCUGCUCUUUUCUGACUUGACAUGAUUGUUAAAACCACCCUCCUUACAGGACUCCAUAGAAUGCUCACUGUUUUGGGUGGUGGGAGGAGUCUGGGACAAAUUCCAUCAAAACUUACUUGAAACUUCACCUCUCCAGUUUUGGUUUUUCCUUUCAAUAAUUGUGUUAGGGAUACUUCUGUCAUAUGUUAAGCUAAUGCUCCCUGGUCAUGCUUUUCCUGAAAAGGUCAUUUGUAAAAGACUACAUCAGGGUGGAUGUUGACUGAGGCACAAAGAUAGGCAGGGGUGUUGAUAGACAAGAAAAUAGGAACUAGAGCUCAAAGCAGUCUUCCUGAUCAGGUCACAGCUGUUGCCUGGUGCAUCAGUGAGUGACAACUGCCUCCUCAGUGACAGUUUCCUGCCCAGGAUGAUGCAUGGACAUAAUUUGAUUUGCCAUAGGAGAUCAUCUGUAGAACCACAGUCCUGUAGACUUAGGGCCUCAAAGCAGUAACUUUAGGAAGUUUACUGGUGUUCUUACUUGAAAAACUUCUUCACAAAAAAAGCACAAAUUACAGCUGCAAACCCACACCCAUAGACAGUUCACCUGACAAAAACGUACUGAGUUCCUGAUACAGCUGAAGACACACUUUUAGGUUACUGAGCAGCUAGAGUGUGUGUGUGUGUGUGUGUGUGUGUGUGUGUGUGUGUGUGUGUGUUAGUGAAAGAAAAGACCGUUAAAAAGGGUUUGCAUAUUUUUUUUAUUGCAAUCUUUUUAUUUUUCUACUUGGUUUUGGUUAUAAUCAUAGAAAACAAAAAACUAUUCUUGAAAUUAAUGUUUUCUUCUGAUGUAAUAAUGGAAGCCAGAGAUGUCACAUUUCUUAAAAGAGCCCAAACUGUAUCCUUGAAGUUACUGGAACCAGUUUUUAUACUUUAGUAAUUAGAAUGCAUUUAUGUAAUUUCUUGAUUGACAUGCUAAUAAACAAUCUCUUAAGGCACA